AAGUGUUGGCGGUGUUGAGUUUGCAUGCGCCCCCUAGGACUCAUUAGUCGCUGGGCCUGGCGGGCGGCGGGUCACGACUCCGAAACACUCUGGCACAGUGAAAUCUAACCCUCUGUUUAAAUACGGCAAGCACUUACUCACGGGGUCAGGUUGAAACUCUUAAUGCCUUUAUAUUAAUGGUGCACCACAGGACCGACCAAACCUCAUCAGCUAAGCAAGUUUUUCGAGAAGUUAAAGAACCAAAGCUUGCCAGAUUUUUAAAUCAUGUCGACUGAACUAGUGGAAGAUGAGUCUCAAUUUUAUUGCAAAGCCAAAAAGUACUGGAAAGAUGUCCCAGCCACUGUGGACGGAAUGCUGGGAGGAUACGGUCACAUAUCCAGUAUAGAUCUCAGCGGUUCCAAAAAGUUUCUGCAAAGGUUUAUUCGAGAUGGAUCACACAAGAUUGGAACAUCGUACGCUCUGGACUGUGGCGCAGGAAUUGGCCGGAUCACAAAGCGUCUUUUGUUACCCGUCUUCAAGUCGGUGGACAUGGUGGACAUUACAGAUGAUUUUUUAAGCAAAGCGAAGAGUUAUCUUGGUGAAGAUGCAAAACGAAUCGGGAACUUCUACUGCUGUGGCCUACAAGAGUUCACACCAGAGCCAAAUCGCUACGAUUUAAUCUGGAUACAGUGGGUUAUUGGACAUUUGACAGACGCUCACCUGGUGGAGUUCUUGAAGAGAUGCAAAUCUGGCCUACAGCCGAAUGGCAUUAUUGUCAUCAAAGACAACAUAACUCAGGAAGGUGUCAUCUUGGAUGAUGUGGACAGCAGCAUCUGCAGAGAUAUGGACGUUUUGAGAAAGAUCAUUAAACAGGCUGGCCUCUCUUUGUUGGCCCAAGAGAAACAAGAGAAUUUCCCUGAAGAAAUCUAUCAUGUGUUCUCCAUUGCUAUGAGAUAAGCUAUUGGAAAAUCGUUUCCAAGACUUGUCUGUUUUUUUUUAUUUUUAAAUUAAUAAAAAAAUAAUCUUAUGGUUCCUGAAAAAGAACAGAAAAAAAAAAAGAUAUCUGCAGCAUGCUGAAUCGCAAAAAUGUCUGGUACACUGGCCAAAAUACUGAAAAUAUGGAGCUCUGGGCCAGGAAUGAACUGAAAUGAGCCAAUAAAAGACUUCACUGCAACGUUACGGGCAGAGCUGGCACAGAUUUGUGUCAUAACAGGGGAGCAAUCAGUCGCUUGGCAGAACAUUAAGAAACUUAAUCCUGUAGAGCACUUUCUGCGUCCAGAUGUCCCUUCAGGACAAUGCGAAGCACUUAGCCAUACAAUACAGAGACCGUUUACUCAUUCCUGUGUUUAAACAAAUUUUAAAUGAAGAUGUUUGGACUUGCUUUUGUCUCUCUCCCCCCCCCCCCCCCCCCCCCCCCCCCCCCCCAAAAAAAAGAAAAUGUGCCAUUAUCUUGUCACUGUAAAAGAAAGGCUUAUUUUAGUGGGUCAGUCGUCAUUUGUAAAGCAAUGGCUGGCAUGCAUACAAGGUCAAUACAAAGAUUGAAAUUGAUGAAAAAUAUUUUAAUAUAAAUUAUUUUUCCUUUGCUAAAAUGUA
This is a messenger RNA of Pelobates fuscus (common spadefoot toad), 1572 nucleotides long. RefSeq names its product N-terminal Xaa-Pro-Lys N-methyltransferase 1 (gene NTMT1). Bases 265 to 936 code for a protein of 223 amino acids. Lineage: Eukaryota; Metazoa; Chordata; Amphibia; Anura; Pelobatidae. The record is from RefSeq and is a predicted model, not a curated record. Gene Ontology annotation, cellular component: cytoplasm. The transcript has 5 exons. Gene Ontology annotation, molecular function: N-terminal protein N-methyltransferase activity.